AUGCCUGUCUUUCGGCUCAAAACCGUUUUCCCUCUCAUCGCGCUCUUCUCCAUAAUUGGGUUCUUCUGGGGCAUGCAACGCUACGAUCAUGCGGCCCUUCGGUUCAAGCAUCCAGUCGACCGUGUAGCGCCGACAACUCAAACUCCUCAGAUCCAGCUGCAACCAUCGUCGCCUGACUCUACAAAGACUUGCGAGGCAGAUCCUAAUAUCAGGCCUCCCUUGCCAUUCACCGAAUGGCUUCCUCGCAAGAAUUAUACUCGUGCCUACUUCCGUCCUCGCUUCGUGAGCCCCAGAGCAGAAUUCAAUUCUCUUGAAGACAUCAAUGUUCCUGUCCUUCCACCUAUGACUGUUAUGGAACGUGGCAUGGUUGUUUCGCCGGAUAACAAGGAUCCUUCGUUACCAUGUCCUCCAAUCAUCGAUGUCGAUGUGGCCGCGGACGAUGCGGUUGAUGAAACAGACAAGCUCCUGUUCGGCCUUGCUACGACUGCUGACCGUCUGGAUCGCCUUCUUCCUUCGCUUCUGUACUCUUAUGGUAACACCAAGGCUAGUAUCAUCGUUCUUGUUCCAGAGUCGGACGAUGAUCUGGACAAGCAAAUGACUUACUUCCGUAACCGUGGCUUGGACCUAACUUUGAUCAAGUCUCCACUUGACUUCACCGCUCGCUAUUUCGGCCUGGUCCAGGCGUUUGCUGAGCACAUCCGAACCAAGCGCCCUCAAACCACAUGGGUCAGUUUUAUCGAUGAUGACACUUUCUGGUUAUCCCUUCCCACUGUCGCCGAGGAACUGAAGCUUUUCGAUGUGAACAAAAAGCAUUAUAUUGGUGCUUUGUCCGAAGCCAGCUGGCAAGUUGAUACCUUCGGACACAUUGCCUUCGGAGGUGCUGGUGUCUUUGUCUCCAAACCGCUGCUCGAUGUCCUCGAGCAAUACUACGAUGAGUGCCAGUCAUGGGGUGAGCAGCCCGGUGAUCAGAAACUUGGCCAGUGCAUACAGAAAUACGGCGAAACUCCUCUUACACUUUGGCCCUCGCUCUACCAGAUGGACAUGAAGGGUGAAGUCGAUGGUGUUUACGAGUCUGGGCGGAAGAUCGAGUCUCUGCAUCACUGGAACAGUUGGUAUACCAAGGACGUGGUGAAGAUGACCACAGUGGCCGCCGCGGCAGGUCGAAAAUCAGUCCUUCGGCGCUGGGUUUUCGACCAGGAGGAAUAUGUCAACAACUCUACUGGCAAGUCCGUUCGCACGUUCUGGGUCAUGACCAACGGCUAUUCUCUUGUCAAGUACACUUAUGACGAAAACACCCCCGAUGAUGCGAUCAACUUUGAUCACACUGAGAAGACUUGGGAGGAAGACCCUCGUGGUUAUGAGGCUCGCCUGGGCCCUCUCCGUCUCAAGGAUCAAGCAGGUGUCACCAAGGACCGCUGGUUGUUGAGGGAAGCUUAUGUCGUUGGUGACAACGUGCACCAAUGGUAUGUGCGUGAAGAGGAUGAGGGCCACAGUGUCAUUGAAAUUGUAUGGCUUGGACCUAAGGGAGGCGGUGGAGCUGGUGUACAUGAUUACGCUGUGAGAAAGCAGCAUUAA
This is a messenger RNA of Aspergillus udagawae, 1575 nucleotides long. RefSeq names its product glycosyltransferase family 31 protein (gene gfsA). The transcript has a single exon. Bases 1 to 1575 code for a protein of 524 amino acids. The record is from RefSeq and is a predicted model, not a curated record. Gene Ontology annotation, molecular function: acetylglucosaminyltransferase activity. Lineage: Eukaryota; Fungi; Ascomycota; Eurotiomycetes; Eurotiales; Aspergillaceae.